GAGACGUUGCAUGGUCGCGUGCAUUGACACGAAUGCGGAAGUCGGUGAUGUCGGCGCCUAGUUCGGUUGUCGGGAGAACGCGAUAGCAAACACGUUCGCGUUCCAUAUGCACAACGAGCGCGCUCCACAACGACUAUCCGGCCCAUCUCCGAACUCAAACAGACUCAGCCGACAUGGCGGAUAUCACCGCAAAGCUGACGUCCGAACUGACAAGGAUUAUCGAAUGUCCAUACCCCCCUUCGCUAUCCCAUCUAUACGAUCUCCUGGCUGGAGCAGACGUACCGACUAUCCGAUCAUGUGUCCAAGACCGGUCACCAUGUGCCGUGAACAGGCUGGCCAGGAUCGUCUUCGAUGCAUUACCUUUGAAUGCUUACACGUUGCGUGUGCUACAUCUUUUGUGUCAUGCGCCAGAAUUUCGAGAUGAAUUACUGGUCCUGCAACAGACACUUCUUCAUACUUUGCUGAAGAAGGCAAGCUCAUCCAAGUCCGACUUUGAGCAGGUCAGUAUACAAACUUGAAGGUAUAACCCUGUCUAACCUCAUGUAGCACGCCGAGCUAUGUGUGCUUCUCCUCUCUCGUCCAUUGCCUAAGGCGAUUCCAUUAC
Alternaria alternata is the source of this 604-nucleotide messenger RNA. RefSeq lists its product as hypothetical. The transcript is spliced from 3 exons. The record is from RefSeq and is a predicted model, not a curated record. Bases 174 to 518 code for a protein of 114 amino acids. NCBI's taxonomy places the organism in Eukaryota, Fungi, Ascomycota, Dothideomycetes, Pleosporales, Pleosporaceae.